Molecule: messenger RNA, 496 nt
Organism: Kogia breviceps (pygmy sperm whale)
Lineage: Eukaryota; Metazoa; Chordata; Mammalia; Artiodactyla; Physeteridae
Gene: OTOR
Product: otoraplin
Biological process (GO): cartilage condensation
Molecular function (GO): protein binding
Source: RefSeq, a predicted model, not a curated record
CUCAAAGGGCAAAAGCAAAAACAGCAAAAAAGGAAGAUGGCAAGACUGUUGUUACUUUUCCUCCCAGGUCUUGUGGCCAUAUGUGCCGUGCAUGGAAUAUUUAUGGACAGACUUGCUUCCAGGAAGCUGUGUGCAGAUGACGAGUGUGUCUAUACUAUUUCUCUGGCCAGAGCUCAAGCAGAUUACAAUGCCCCAGACUGCAGAUUCAUUAACGUUAAAAAAGGGCAGUGGAUCUAUGUUUACUCAAAGCUGGUAAAAGAAAAUGAAGCUGGAGAAUUUUGGGCUGGCAGUGUUUAUGGCGAUCAACCUGAGGACGAGAUGGGAACUGUGGGUUAUUUCCCCAGCAACUUGGUCCGGGAGCAACAUGUGUACCAAGAAGCCACCAAGGAAGUUCCCACCACGGAUAUUGACUUCUUCUGCGAGUAAGAAGUUAGACAAAUUUGCAGAUAGAAAGGAAACACCAAAAACAAAGAAAAAAGCAAAAAUAACCAAAAAA